Messenger RNA from Piliocolobus tephrosceles (Ugandan red Colobus), 897 nucleotides. RefSeq lists its product as uncharacterized. NCBI's taxonomy places the organism in Eukaryota, Metazoa, Chordata, Mammalia, Primates, Cercopithecidae. The transcript has 2 exons. The record is from RefSeq and is a predicted model, not a curated record.
AUGGGGGUCUCUCCAGGCCCAACUCUUCCUCUUCCUCCUGGCUGCAUCGAUGGGCCCAACUCCUGCCUGGCAACAACCUCUUUGGGCUCCGCUCCUGCCCAGCUCCCGCCAGCCUUUGUAGGCCCAAACCUUUCUCCAGCCAAAGGUUUCUAUGGGCCCACCUUCUGCCUCCUGGUGGCCUGCAUAGACCCAGUUCUCAGCUGGAGAACAACCUCUGCAGGCCCCACUCUUGCCUCCCAGGGGCCUCUCCAGGCCUGGCUUUUGCCUCAUGGCAGCUUUCUGGGGCCAGGUUCCUGCAUGCCUCCCGGCAGCCUCGACAGGCCCAGCUCCUCCCUCACGGUGGCCUGUUUUGGCCCAACUCAUGCCUUGUGCAACCUGCCCAGAGGCCAAGCUCAUGCCUCAGCGGCAGCCUGUCCGGGCCUGGAGUUUGCUGCUUUGCAGCCUCUCCGGGCCCUGAACUUCCUCCAGUUGGCCUCUUCAGGCCCAGCUCUUCUUCCCGGUGGCCUCUGCAGGCCCAAGUUGUCCUCAAGCUGGCCAGCUCCUGCCUCCCGGCGGCCUCUCCAGGUGCACAGCUUCCUCCAGUCAGCCUCUCCAGGCCUAGCUCCUCCUGCCUCCCAGAGGCCUCUUUAGGCCCAGCCCAGCUCAUGCCUCUCGGCGGCCUUCCCAGGCCCUGCUUUUGACUUUUGGUGGCCUCUUCACGCCCAGAGCUUGACCUGCAGUCAGCCUCUCCAGGCCCAGCCGCUUGUCUCCUGAAGGCUCGUAUACAGGCCCAGCCUCUGCCUCACAGCGGACUCUCCAUGCCCAGUCCGCAGCCUCACUGCAGCCUCCCCAGUCCGAAGCUCCUGCCUUCCAGCAGCUUUGACAGGCCCCACUCCUGCCUCCCGAUGGCCUCUUUAG